Messenger RNA from Rotaria socialis, 1352 nucleotides. Lineage: Eukaryota; Metazoa; Rotifera; Eurotatoria; Philodinida; Philodinidae. The record is from the annotation of a GenBank genome assembly.
AUGUCGCAAUGGAUAACACAGAGCAUUUCAACAACACGUCUAACACAUCUUCUAAACUUUAUUUCAACAAGGCCUAUUCAUCACGAUCUUUACGAUGUUAUCAAUGCAAUAAAGGAGCACAAUGGUGGUAGUGACUCCCAUCCAUUCCAACCAUCAUACUAUUUUUUGUACAAUAAUCUUAAUCAUUCUGUAAAAAAUCCACAAUAUCGUCCACCAUUCAACCGCUUACAAUAUUCACAUUAUCAUAAAAAAGAACGCACAACUGUACCUGCUCAUUCUCAAUCACCUGCUAUUCAACAAGUUAUUAAGCAACGCUUAACUCCUCAGACCGUUCCACGAACCAAUCCUUCGUUGAUCUUUGUUAAAAUCAAUGUCCAUGGCAUACCUUUACGUGCUAUGUUAGAUACCGGAGCUACUCGGUCGUUUAUCACCCAACGUGCACUUGCUAAAAUACAUCAUUACUCAUUACAGCCAUGUGAUCGUAUCGCCCAAUUAGGUGAUGGUCACACUAUGCUUAAGAUAGUGGGUGAAGUUCAUUUAUGGCUCAAAUUUGACCAGAUUUUUACACCUUUGAAUGUUCUCGUUGUCAAAAAUUUAAACACAGAUUUUAUACUUGUUUCUAUACGUUCAUCUACUGGCCGCAUAAUUAUUCCAUAUGAUGCAUCAAUUGAUUAUUUAACCUUGGAUGUAAAAUUAAUUAAUUCCGUCAAAAUACCUCCAUGUCAAUCAUGUACGGUUCAAGCAAAAGUCGAAUUAGCUUCAGCUGACACUGUUUAUUUUCACUCGGAUAUUGAUGAUCAACUUGAACAAUCUAUUAUACUAUCGCCAUCUUUACUACACAUCCAAAACUAUACAACAUAUUUAGAAAUAUAUAAUCCCAAUGAUUAUACUAAAACAGUACCAACGAAUACUCGUCUUGGUCGAGUAACGCAUGUGCCUCAUCAAACUGAUUCAUUCCCAUUGCCCGAUGCCGUUAAUUCGUUAUCCUCAUUCCAUCACUAUGUUAUUAACAGCGUUGAAAUUCAACCAGUUCUUUUUAGAUCACGGGAAAUCAUUGAUAAAUUAACUAAUCAUAUUAUUGAUUCUGAUGAAAGAAGACAAAUUCGUGCUAUUCUACAACAACAUGCGAAAUUGUUCGAUAUAUCACAAGUUACACAAGCAAAUACACCCAUUCAACACACGAUUAAUACUGGUGAUAGUCUUCCAAUCAGUUCUCGGCCAUAUUCACGAACAAUCCAACAACGAUCUGAUCUUCAAAAUGAAAUUCAUAAAAUGUUACAAGCACAUCAAAUUCGACCUUCUAAUUCGCCAUGGUCACCUCCAGUUAUUAUUCAUAAAAAGAAAGAUGGUGG